AUGGACACAGCACCUGCUACUCCGCGCAGACAGACUGGCUAUGAUGCAGCCCCUACUACAACCCCGCAAACAACCCGAGUAACCACAUCGCAUGUGAUACAGUCGUCGCCGCAUUACCAGACCACCCGUCGGCACUCGCUUUACGGCACAGAAGACCGUGUGAUAAUAGAUCCAGGAUCGCGUCUCUGGAAGGUGGGCUUCAGCGGCGAGGGCAAGCCCAGGGACGUUUUCUACGCGGGAGGAGAGAGUGGCACGUCUGUCUGGACACUGAACAGAGCACCCGGCUUGCUCGAGCGUGAGGAAGAGGAUAGGCUGCUCGAAGCAAGGUUGCAGACAAGUCUACGCUUCGUGUUUCACAACUCACUAAUGACCGACCCGAAGUCGCGCAAGGUAAUUCUGGUGGAGCAUCCUCUACUUCCCUUGCACAUAAAGGAGACUAUUGCAAGAAUAUUGUUCGAUAAUCUGCAGGUCCCCUCUAUAUCAUUCGCGUCAAGCCAUCUGCUCUCAUUGCUUGCUGCUGGGCGGAUAACAGGGCUGGUGCUAGAUUGCGGUCAUCUUGAAUCAACAGCUCUUCCGAUAUUCUCGUCUAGACCGCUAUUUCCACAGCUUCGCACGACACCAUUAGCGGGAAUGCGUUUAUCGUCGCAUUUGCGUGCCCUCCUCCUCCUGUUCGGCACAUAUAUCCCGCCGUUAACCUCGCUUAGCGCGGCUGCAAACAUCCCAGCGGCAACCCGCUCCAUGCGGGUCCCCGAAGAAGUCCUCACCGAUGCAGUCAUAGAAGAAAUCAAGACGCGCUGCUGCUUCGUUGGAGAGCCUCUGGACGUAUCAGACGCGCACAUUAUGUCCCCCUCCGGUGACGAUUCGACAGAAUUAGACCUUCCCCCGAGUGACCCAGCCAUGUCUGAGUCAGAAUUUUCUCGCGUCUCUGCAGAUAUGGAGAGCAACUUCUCGAGUCAACAUGCUGCAUCCUCGGGCUUUUCGGUCGUCUCCCAUUCGCAAGUGCCUAACCCUGACCGCCGUCCCGGAGAGACCCACCUGCAAGCCCUCUCGCGUAUGUACACGCGCCAUUCGACCGCGACGGACCUGCACAUGCGUGUGGAUCCGCCCGCAUCGCAGCAGACCGGCACUGGUCGCGGUACACUCGUUAUCCCCGGUUGGAUCCGGGAGCGUGCCGCAGAAGUGCUCUUCGAGGGUGGCGACGUCGACGAGAGUAGCAUGGCAGAGGUUAUUCUUGACUCGCUCCUCAAGGUCCCGGUGGACCUUCGGAAGGCCCUCGCGUCAACUAUCCUAGUCGUUGGUGGCACGCCCAUGUUACCAGGCUUUAUCCCGAGGCUCCAUGCGGAGCUCGUGCGUGCGAUAUCAACAUCACCUGCUUCGGCUUCUUCCCGACCACCCAGUCGCCGCGAGCGUCCACGGCCCGCGCCAUAUGACCGAUACGCGCCGUUAUGUCCGUUACUGCCGUACUUUACCAUAUUAAACAAUCCGUCCCCACCACCUCCCAUCUCCAGCGUGAGCUCGAACGCUGGAAAAGCGCCUGCAUUCACUCCUGCGACAAUGUCAUGGGUUGGUGGAUCCUUAGCUGGCGCGCUCAAAACCGGAGGGGUGGAGGUCGCACGGGAGAAAUGGGACGAGGCAGACGUACAAUCGGACGAUGAUGCUAUGGAGACUGCACCCGAGACCAUGCGAUCACCAAAAAACAUCCUCCCUGAUUGGACACGAUCACCAUUGCCCGCUGGUGCACCACCUGCGCCGCGCCCCACGCCUGUACAAAUACCGAUAUCGACGGAGACCGAGGUUGGUGCAUAAGAUGUAAUUCUAUUGAUGUCUCCACAUACGGCCUACUCUAAUACACCCUACUUUUGGUGUGACAA
Molecule: messenger RNA, 1871 nt
Organism: Postia placenta MAD-698-R-SB12
Lineage: Eukaryota; Fungi; Basidiomycota; Agaricomycetes; Polyporales; Adustoporiaceae
Exons: 6
Coding region: 1-1806 (601 amino acids)
Biological process (GO): microtubule-based movement
Source: RefSeq, a predicted model, not a curated record